This is a messenger RNA of Sceloporus undulatus (fence lizard), 2702 nucleotides long. Its product is annotated as immunoglobulin superfamily member 11-like. Bases 1084 to 2352 code for a protein of 422 amino acids. Gene Ontology annotation, biological process: homophilic cell-cell adhesion. Gene Ontology annotation, cellular component: cell-cell junction. Gene Ontology annotation, molecular function: ionotropic glutamate receptor binding. Lineage: Eukaryota; Metazoa; Chordata; Lepidosauria; Squamata; Phrynosomatidae. The transcript has 7 exons. The record is from RefSeq and is a predicted model, not a curated record.
AUUUGUAGUUUUAGGAGGGCCUUCUAAAUAUAUGGGGUGGAAAAGCCUCCAGGAAGGACUGCAGCCAAGUUAAGUGUCCCUUUCUGGACCUCUAAAAGAAGGUUAAAAUGGUUAAAGGUCCCAUGGUCUUGCAAAGUUUCGAGCCUUGGGGACCCAGGUUCAAACCCUGGCUCCAGCGUGGAAACCCAGGUCACACUCUCUCAGCCUCAGAGCGAAGCCAAGGCAAACCCCCCCUGAACAAAUCUUGCCCAGAAUAGGGUUGCGAUAAGUCGGAAACAACUUGUAGGUACACAACGACAACAAUAUAUUGUAUAUAAGAAUUGCAACAAUGCCAAUGUCUCUAUCAAGAAGUGGGCCAUGGUUUUUUUGUGGGGGGGGGUAUGUGUGUGUCUGCAUUUGAAUUCAGCUCCUGGGCAUCUAAGGAGUGGAGGAGAUGGGCUGGCACAGCCAAGGGAGGAAUGCCAAGUGUGUGCCACUGAAAGAGGGCAAAGAGAGGCCAGGAAAAGGAUGGAGGAGACAAUGGACAGAGGAAAAGGGGAGGAGGAGAGGAUGGUGGGUUUGGGUGCAGAGUUGGGCAGAAGGCGGGUGGCAUGGAGGCACCGGCGGUCAGCUGAACUGGCCAUUCUGGACAACCAUGGGCAUCGCAAAAGAAGGCCGGAUGUGGCCUUUGUGGCCCAUUUCUCUCUCCGUUUUGUGGACCCUCCUUGGCUCCAUGGCAGGAGACAACCCAGACGCAGUGGGUCCUCCUCCUCCUUCCCAAUUAUCGCCAAUUACCCUUGACAAGAUGUCACACGGCGCUCCAGUUCAUUAAUCCUCCGGCAUGGGAACCCGGCCAAAGCCUCGUUCCCAUUCAAGGAAACGCGUCCACACUUUUUUGCCGCGGAGGAAAACAUCACACAGGACCAUUGUCCUGGAGAUCCCUAAGACAAAGCUAUCUAUCAGUGGCUUUCUUACCUAGCUUUGCCUGGAGGUUGACUGUUGCUUUCAGGCUGAGAGAGUGUGACUUGCCUAAGGUCAGCCAGUUGGUUUUAGGGCCGAGUUGGGAAUCAAACCCUGGUCUCUAAGUCCAGCUCUCAGAUCACUAUGCCAAUGCUCAAUGCCAGAGAGAGAGAGACAAAGAGAGUAUCCUUAUAUUUCGUACCAAAACCCAGAGUGGACUGGGAUGGCACUAGGAGGUUCAGCCAAGACAGGUCACUUUCUCCAGCUUCCCUUCCAGGCUUUUCGGGGGCCGUGAAGGUGUCUGUGGUGGCCAACAGCAUCCAGGUGGUCCAGGGGGGCAGUGCCCUCCUGCCCUGCUCCUUCCACACUUGGGCCCCGCUUGACCGCCUCAACGUCAUCUGGACCGUCACCCCCAAUUCGGACCCACGCCGCCCGCAGCAGGUGUUGGCGUAUGAGCGGGGUGAAGUGGUGGAAAGCAUGUCAGACUACGCCGGCCGGGUGGCGUUUGCCUUCUCGCCCAGCAAGAGCGCCACCAUCGUCCUCAACGACACGCGCGGCACAGACAGCGGACGGUACCAAUGCAGCGUGAUCAACCCACCGGACGCUGCCGUGCCCAACAUCGGGGUGGUCCAGCUCACCGUCUUCGUCCCACCUUCUAGUCCGAAGUGCUCCAGGGAAGGCAGCCAGGAGGAGGGUGGCAGCCUCCAGUUCUCUUGCACGGUGGGCGAAGGGAUGCCCAUGCCCACCUUCACCUGGGAGAAGAUCCCUCCGGACUCACAGCCGAUGGUGAUGACCUAUGAAGACGACCGCCGGGCCCUUCUGACUUUGCGCAACCUGACGGCGGACGCCUCUGGCCUUUACCGCUGCACGGCCUCCAACAUGCUGGGCUCCAUCUCCUGCGCAUUGGAGCUCCACAUCCAUGUCACCCCGGAUGGUGCCACCUCUUUAGUGGUGGGCAUCACCCUGAUGCUGACCAUGGGGCUGGUGCUCCUCACCCUCUUUGCCUUGGUCCUGUGGCUCCAUCGCUACGGCAUCCGAAAGUGGAGAGAAGCGGACAGCGACGAGGACGACUCUCAUAACGAAAUUAGGAUUGACAACUUUUCUUUGGGGCGCCUGAUAGUGGCCAAGAGCCCGUCCGGAGAGGGCACCACUGCCAACCCUGUUGCCAAGCCCCUCUGGAUCUUCACCAGCUCCACCCCCAACACUACCUAUGCCCACCGCGAGUGGAGGCCUGAACCGGGGAAUGCGAGCCAGGCCCCGCUGCCAGGGGGCUUCCGUCGGCCCACGCCGGCCGGCCAGGGAAGAUGGAGGCGGCCCAGUGGCUCCGAAGAGCAGGAGUCCUCAUCCGGAGGGAGCGAAGAGAAGCACCCCAUGCCUGGCCAUUUCCCCAAACCCACCGGAUUCCUAGUCUAGGGCUUGCUGCCAAGUCCAGGAUGGCUGGAAAGACUCCACCUGAGAGUACAGACCUGUGGGGUUGAUCUGUGGACAGCUCCCAAGAUGGAGACACAAUGCUCCUGGAUUCUGUGCUUUUCACAAUAAAAAAUCCAGCCUUUGUGCUUAGAAACUACUCCGGUUGCCUGUUCGGGAUCAUCCCAGGCCCAAACCUGAGACUGAGAGUGAUGCUAUUAAAUGCUAGAUGUUAAGCCGAAACCACGUCUGCUCACAUAUACAAACAUACACACAUAUAAAUCUUACAUACGCUCAAUGGGCUUCCCCAUGCUCACCUUCAAAGUGGCCACCCUCCUGAAUCAAUGGGUCCAUUU